AGCGUUUCGCGGCUGUCAUCAUGCGUAUUCGUGAACCGAAAACCACCGCCCUGAUCUUCGCAUCGGGAAAGAUGGUCGUGACUGGAGCCAAGUCCGAAGAUGACUCGAAGCUAGCCUCGCGCAAGUACGCUCGCAUUAUCCAGAAGCUCGGCUUCAACGCCAAGUUCACGGAUUUCAAAAUCCAAAACAUUGUCGGUUCUUGCGACAUCAAGUUCCCCAUCCGUCUUGAGGGCCUGGCUAGUCGCCAUCACAACUUCAGUUCUUACGAACCGGAGCUGUUCCCUGGUCUGAUCUACCGCAUGAUGAAGCCCAAGAUUGUCCUCUUGAUUUUCGUCAGUGGCAAGAUCGUUCUGACCGGCGCUAAAGUCCGUGAGGAGAUCUACCAGGCGUUCGAAUUGAUCUACCCUGUGCUUUCCGAUUUCCGCAAAGUUUAAAUGGCUCAGCCAACCGGACCCAGGGUGAUCAUCGCCCAAUCUUUCAAACUAACCGCGUUACGCACGCCUUUGUAUCAACAGUUUUUUUCCCUCUUUUUUUUCGCCGUCGUCUGGAGAGUAAACACCUUUCUUUCGGCGACACCUUGAUGAUUCUUUUUCUGCUUCUUUCUAGCAUUUGCA
Penicilliopsis zonata CBS 506.65 is the source of this 614-nucleotide messenger RNA. RefSeq lists its product as hypothetical. Gene Ontology annotation, molecular function: RNA polymerase II general transcription initiation factor activity; DNA binding. Gene Ontology annotation, biological process: DNA-templated transcription initiation. The transcript has 2 exons. The coding region runs from base 21 to 434 and encodes 137 amino acids. Lineage: Eukaryota; Fungi; Ascomycota; Eurotiomycetes; Eurotiales; Aspergillaceae. The record is from RefSeq and is a predicted model, not a curated record.